Sodiomyces alkalinus F11 is the source of this 468-nucleotide messenger RNA. RefSeq lists its product as hypothetical. The transcript has 5 exons. Lineage: Eukaryota; Fungi; Ascomycota; Sordariomycetes; Glomerellales; Plectosphaerellaceae. The record is from RefSeq and is a predicted model, not a curated record. Bases 1 to 468 code for a protein of 155 amino acids.
AUGUUUGUCCCAGAAACCGAUGUCGGCUCCGACAUUUGCCUCAAGUUCAGGGGAGGAUCUCCAUCCUCCCUUUCGGAGAUUUCGUCACUAGGUGCCGCAUGGGUUUCGGUGAAGCCAAGCUCGAAGAAUGAUGGCCACACCACACAGGGGCUUUGGGUAUUAGCUGAACUCGGCGGUCAACGCAGCGAGUCCAUCCAAGACACGCUUGACCGUAUUCAGAACGUCACGUGGUUUCGUGGAAGCCUGGCGAAAUACCAGACCCAGAUGACGCUCGGGCUCAUCGCGAAAACGCGUUCCCCCAUCCACUUCACCUCUUCCCACCAACUACCUUCCAUGACUCUGUGGACUGAGUCGCCCCUUCAACCGGCUCUAUCAACCCAUGCCAAACUUGCUUUUGGCCAUCAAUCGGUCGACUUUCUCCUUCGAACCACGACCUCAUCCAUGGUCGACGCCCUCCCCACACCCUAG